UUUGCUGAUGUGGAAAAGCCCCCGAGGAAGCGGCGCCCGCCUUUUCCCCUCCCGGGAACCGAGAAGAAGACGUGGAGGAGGGAGGAACUCGAGGGAGCCGAAGCCGAGAAAGGAGCCUCGGCUGCGGCCUCUGGUCCCCGAACCCUCGCCCGGAGCUGCUGAUGUCGGUGGGGCAGCGGGAAGAGGCGACGCUUCGGGGGUGUCUCUCCCCUCCUCGGAUCCCCUUUGGCUGCUUCGCCUCUGCUGGACCCGGAGAGGAUUUUGCUCGCUUUGGAAGCGGAACGCGGGAAAGGGCGGCCGGUGACUAAAAACAGGCUCGCCCGGAGAGUCUCGAGGAGAAGCGGACAGCUGUGACCGAAGGCGGCGGCGGCCUCUGAGGGAGUUUUACCUCAUCGGGGCUGCGCUGAAGCCGGAGACCGAAUGGAGUCUCCCCUUCAGGCGGGGAGCGGCGGCGGCGGCGGCGAGGAGUCCGGCGGGGGAAGCGGCGCCCCGAGCGGCCUCCCCGAAGGUCCCCGCAGCUCCGAGGCUGAGCGCUGGCGCUUCCGCAGCUGCGUCUCCCGGGAGGCCGAGGGGCCCCGGGCGCUUUGCAGCCGCCUGUACCGGCUGUACCAGGGGUGGCUGCGGCCCGAGCGGAGCAGCAAAACCGAGAUGCUGGACCUGGUGGUGCUGGAGCAGCUGCUGGCCCUGCUGCCCCCGGAGCUGUCGGGCUGGCUGAGGGAGUGCGGGGCGGAGAACUGCGCCCAAGCGGUGGCCCUGGCUGAAGGCUGCCUCCUCGGCCCCGCAGCCGCCCCGGAGCCCGGAAAGGGGCGGCAGUUGCAGGAGCCAUUUGUGGGUGAUAUCUUAGCAGAGCUUCAGGGAAGAGGGGAUCCAUCCAGUCCUUCUAAAGAGGUUGUUUUCUCAAGGAUCCAAGUAGAGCCAACUUGUCAGGACUCUGAUCCCUUUGAGGAUGUGGCUGUGGACUUUACAGAAGAAGAGUGGGCAAUGCUCGAUUCUGGCCAGAAGGCCUUGUGCAAGGAAGUCAUGGUGGAACUUUUCAGGAAUAUGGCUGCUCUUGGUGAUGGCCUGGUGAAUGAGAAAGAAAAACAGCUGAGGUUACUGACAUUGCAAAGAAAAGUGUCUGCAAAGAAUCAUUCCUUCCCUUUUACUUUAUCUAAAAUACUGAAUAGAAAAUACAAACUACAUACUUUUGCAAAAUAUGAGAGGGAUUUCCAUCUAAGCAAAAAGAUGAAACUAUGCAUUCAGUAUGGAAAGAGCUUCAGUACCAAAAGUAAUCAUUGCCAUUGGAGGAUCCACACAAAUGAGAGGUCAUAUAAAUGUCCAGAAUAUGGAAAAAGCUUUUGUCAGAAAACAGGGGUUAUUUGUCAUAGAAAGAUCCAUGCAGGAGAGAGACCAUAUAAAUGCAUGGACUAUGAAAAUAGGUUUAUUGCCAAUUGUCAGCUUACUUUCCAUCAAAGGAUACACACAGGGGGAAAAUUGUAUAAAUGCAUGGAGUGUGGAAAAAGCUUUCGUUGGAACUCAGAAUUUAUUCGUCAUAAGCGGAUCCACACUGGGGAGAGACCAUAUAAAUGCAUAGAGUGUGGAAAGCACUUUAUUCAGAAAAGACAUCUUAUUGUUCAUGAAAGGAUCCACACCGGGGAGAGACCAUACAACUGCAUGGACUGUGCAAAGCAGUUUACACAGAAAGGUCAUCUCAUAUAUCAUGAAAGAAUCCAUACAGGGGAGAAACCAUAUAAAUGCACAGAAUGUGAAAAAAGCUUUGCUCAAAGAGCACAACUUAAUGCCCAUAAAAGGAUCCACAUAGGGGAGAGACUAUUUAAAUGCUUGGAGUGUGGGAAAAGCUUUAAUUGGAGCAGGGGUCUAAUUCAUCAUAAAAGAACUCACACUGGAGAGAGACCAUAUAAAUGCACAGAGUGUGGAAAAAGCUUUGCUCAAGCAGCAUAUCUUAAUGCUCAUAAAAGGAUCCACACAGGGGAGAGACCUUAUAAAUGCCUGGAAUGUGGAAAGAGCUUUUUUGACAGCGGUGAUCUUACUCGACAUCAGAGGAUCCAUACAGCAAAGAAACCAUAUAAAUGCAUAGAGUGUGGAAAGAGCUUUAUUGACAAGUGUCGCCUUACUACCCACCAAAGAAUUCACACGGGGGAAAAACCGUAUAAAUGCAUGGAGUGUGGGAAAAGCUUUUGUCGAAACGUAGAAUUUAUUCAUCAUAAGAGGAUCCACACUGGGGAGAGACCAUAUAAAUGCAUGGAGUGUGGAAAAAGCUUUGCUUGGAAAGGGCAUCUUAAUACUCAUAAAAGGAUCCACACAGGGGAGAGACCAUAUAAAUGUUUAGAGUGUGGAAAGACUUUUGUUCGGAAAGGAUGUCUUACUGGUCAUGAAAGAAUUCACACAGGGGAGAAACCAUAUAAAUGCACAGUGUGUGGAAAGAUGUUUGCUAGGUCGGGACAUCUUUAUUCUCAUAAAAGGACCCACACAGGAGAAAGACCAUAUAAAUGCUUGGAGUGUGGAAAAAGCUUUAACUGGAGCAAAGAUCUUAUUCGUCAUGAAAGGAUCCACACUGGGGAGAGACCAUAUAAAUGUUUGGAGUGCGGAAAGACUUUUGCUCAGAAAGGAUGUCUUACUGGUCAUCAGAGGAUCCACACAGGAGAGAAACCAUAUAAGUGCACAGAGUGUGGAAAAAGCUUUGCUCAAACAGUACAACUUAAUGCUCAUAAAAGAAUGCACACGGGGGAGAGGCCAUACCAAUGCUUAGUAUGUGGGAAAAGCUUUAAUUGGAGUAGAGGUCUAAUACAUCACGAAAGGAUCCACACUGGGGAGAGACCAUAUAAAUGCAUGGAGUGUGGAAAAAGCUUUGCUCAAACAGCACAUCUUAAUUCUCAUAAAAGGAUCCACACAGGGGAGAGACCAUAUAAAUGCUUGGCGUGUGGAAAGAGUUUUGCUCGGAAAGGAUGUCUUACUGGUCAUGAAACAAUACACACAGGGGAUAAACCAUUUAAAUGCACAGUGUGUGGAAAAAGCUUCGCUCGGACAGGACUUCUUUAUUCUCACAGAAGGACCCACUCAGUAGAGAAACCUUAUAAAUGCUUUGAGUGUGGAAAAAGCUUUAACUGGAACAGAGAUCUUACUCGCCAUGAAAGAAUCCACACUGGAGAGAGACCAUACAAGUGCACGAAGUGUGGAAAGCAAUUCAGUCAGAAUAGUGCUCUUAUUAACCAUGAGAGAAUCCAUACAGGGGAGAGACCAUAUAACUGCACAGAGUGUGGAAGAAGGUUUGCUCAAAUAGGGGCACUUAAUUCCCAUAAAAUGAUCCACAUGGAGAUGGGACCAUAUAAAUACAUGUAGUGUGGAGAAAGCUUUAACAAUUACAAAACAUUUACUCAUGAAAGAAUCCACACAGAAAUUCCAUAUUAAUGGAGGGUGGAAAUAAUUUUACUGGGUAAGAACAGCUUACUCGUCACAUGAAAGGGUCCAUGCUGGUAGGAAACCUUCCAAAUGGACAAAGUGGAAGGCCUCCAGUAGACUCUUAUCUAACUCACCAUUAGAGGAUCCACACAGGAGAGAAAUCAUGUAAAUGUAAGGUGUGUAGAAAAAGCUUUCCUUGGGAAGGACACCAUAAUUCUCAUAAAAGAAUGCCCAUAGAAGAAAUGAUAUAAAUCCACGGAAGGAGCUUCAGGACAACCUUUCUGGUCCCAAAUACUGGAAUUCAUUCAGAACAGCCAGGUGUUCCCUUUCCUAGUUUGACCUGCCUUUUUCUUCUCCCUGUAGAAAGAGGGAUGCAAAAUAGGAAUUAAGGCCUUCAGUUUCCUCCCUGUUGCCCAUCACCAUCCCACCAGUUUUUCCAACUGGAGGACUGAUAGCUUCCUUGACUUCCCUCUUAAUUGACUGGAAAAAAAAAACCCUAUAAAACAGAAAUGGAAUGUUCAUCAUCAUUCUAGUCGUUGUCUAUCCACUGUAGGAUGAAGGUCUGUUCCGCAUGUUUCCAAACCAAUAAUGGUCUUGAGAUUUGCUUUGCUAUUUGGGUCCGUAAUAGUUGCUGAUGUUGUGACUAUGUCUUGUCUCUCUUUUGUGAACACUUUUUAUUACGUGGAAUCCAUUCUAUGACUGCCUUUGUCCACUAGUGGUUCUUGCAUUUCCACUUCUAUUCUUUUACUCUUUAGAAGGCAUCAUAAAUUUUCGUUUGUCCUCUAGUCAGUGUCUUUCUAUCUUGUCUUGUGAGACCGAGCAUGUACCUGAAGUUGCAUACGUUUACCAAAUCUAGAAAGGAUUUCAAUCUGCAGAUGUUAGUUCCCACAAAAUAGUGUUCGUGUUUCUUCCUUUUCUUCUUUAGCUAAAGAAAUCUUGUCCUUUCAUUAUCUUCUGACCAAGAGAAGUUGAAGGAGUGAGAUCAGCCCCAGAAAGACCACCUCCUUUUGAGCAGUUGCCAACACAAUUAUUCUUCACCAAUAGAGUUUGGAGUAGAAACUUUAUAUUCUUGGAACCUUAUUAAUAAACUCUUAUGGCAUGUGA
This is a messenger RNA of Pseudonaja textilis, 4503 nucleotides long. The record is from RefSeq and is a predicted model, not a curated record. NCBI's taxonomy places the organism in Eukaryota, Metazoa, Chordata, Lepidosauria, Squamata, Elapidae.